Molecule: messenger RNA, 3140 nt
Organism: Pollicipes pollicipes
Lineage: Eukaryota; Metazoa; Arthropoda; Thecostraca; Pollicipedomorpha; Pollicipedidae
Gene: okr
Product: DNA repair and recombination protein RAD54-like okr
Exons: 14
Coding region: 228-2453 (741 amino acids)
Biological process (GO): reciprocal meiotic recombination; double-strand break repair via synthesis-dependent strand annealing
Cellular component (GO): nucleus
Molecular function (GO): DNA translocase activity; ATP binding
Source: RefSeq, a predicted model, not a curated record
ACAAGAGUCACGCGCAAAAUAGUGGAGGGCUGCUACCUGGGGAGCUGCGUGGAUGUCAGCAGCAAAUAAUAGGGGGAGACCAGCCAUCUUGUGGCCUUUAAGAAGCAACCUCUGUUCCCAUGAAACUCAGCUGGCGCGUAUCAAGAAUGAAUUGCGAGGAGAUUGAGCCAUCUGGCAUCCAGUAAGAUCGGCUAAGAUUUGCUGUAUACCUGUUACCUCUAUGAACCAUGCGCAAGAGCCUGGCACCCAGCCAGUUCUCGGCACUGAAGCGACACGCCGAGGAUGACCGCAGCGCCGCCUCCAGCAAGAGGCAGCUGCCGCCGCAGCCGGCCGAUGACGUGGUCCGCUCGCCCCUGCGGCCCAUCAACAUGGGCCUGGGUAGCCCGCGGGCGGGACCGAUGUCAGACUAUGAGGCGCAGCUGCGCCGUAUCCUCUCGCGGCCGUUCAAGAUCCCGAUCCCGAGCUACCAGGGCGUGCGGCUGGCGGACCGGCGCCUGGGCGUGCGGCGGGCGGGCGCGCGUCAGCCGCUGCACGAUCCGGACGAGCCCGGCGCGCUCGUGCUCUUCACGCCGCCGCCGCUCAGCCAGCACGACCGGCUGGCGGCCCAGCCGGACAAGCAGCCCGUGCACGUGGUGGUCGACCCGAAGCUGAGCGCGGUGCUCCGGCCCCAUCAGCGCGAGGGUGUGAAGUUCAUGUACGACUGCGUGACGGGCCGCCGGAUCGAGGGCAGCUUCGGCUGCAUCAUGGGCGACGAGAUGGGCCUGGGCAAGACGCUGCAGUGCAUUACCCUGAUGUGGACGCUGCUGCGCCAGAGCCCCGACUGCCGGCCCGAGAUCGACCGUUGUAUCGUGGUGACGCCCAGCAGUCUGGUCAAGAACUGGUACAACGAGAUCGGCAAGUGGCUGUCGGGUCGCGUCUCGCCUCUGGCCAUGGACGGCGGCGGCCGGGCCGAGGUGGUGCGCCAACUGGAGGGGUUCAUGACGGCGCGCGGCCGCCGCCCUGCCAACCCCAUCCUCAUCAUCUCGUACGAGACGUUCCGUAUUCACGCGCCGCUGCUGCACCGCGGCGAGAUCGGGCUCGUGCUCUGCGACGAGGGUCACCGCCUGAAGAACCACGAGAACCAGACAUACUCCGCUCUUAUGAGCCUGAACUGUCGGCGGCGCGUGCUGCUGUCCGGCACACCCAUCCAGAACGACCUGCUCGAGUACUUCAGCCUCGUGCACUUCGUCAACGAGGGCAUCCUGGGCACGGCGUCCGAGUUCAAGCGCAAAUUUGAGACGCCCAUCCUGCGGGGACGCGACGCCGACGCCACCGACGACGAGCACAAGCGGGGCAACGAGCGGCUGCAGGAGCUGCUGGCCCUCGUCAACAGGUGCAUCAUCCGGCGCACGGCGGCCAUCCUCUCCAAGUACCUGCCGGUCAAGGUGGAGCUGGUGGUCUCCUGUCGGCUGACUGCCUGUCAGCUGGCCAUGUACGACGCCUUCAUCCAGUCGGACGCGGUGCGGCGCAGCCUGCAGGCCGACCGCGCCAAGGGUGCCAAGUCAACCCAGUCGGCGCUCUCGGCCAUCACCAGCCUGAAGAAGCUCUGCAACCACCCGGACCUGAUCCAUGAGAAGCUCUCGGACCCGGCCGGCGGCCUCCGAGACCUGCUGCAGUUCUUCCCGGCCGGACACACCACCAAACGCGUGCGCCCCGACCUGUCGGGCAAGGUGUCCGUGCUGGACUACCUGCUGGCCCUGGUGAAGACGCAGACGACGGACAAGGUGGUGCUCGUCUCCAACUACACCCAGACUCUGGACCUGUUCGAGAGCCUGUGCCAGAUGCGCGGCUACUGCUCCGUCAGGCUCGACGGCAGCAUGACCAUCAAGAAGCGGGCCAAGAUCGUGGACCGGUUCAACGACCCGAGCUCGCCUGAGUUCAUCUUCAUGCUGAGCAGCAAGGCGGGCGGAUGUGGCCUGAACCUGAUCGGCGCCAACCGGCUGGUCAUGUUCGACCCGGACUGGAACCCGGCCAACGACGACCAGGCGAUGGCGCGGGUGUGGCGCGACGGCCAGAAGAAGCCCUGCUUCAUCUACCGCCUGCUCGCCGCGGGCACCAUCGAGGAGAAGAUGUUCCAGCGGCAGACGCACAAGAAGGCGCUCAGCUCGUGCGUGGUGGACAACGAGGAGGACGUGCAGCGGCUGUUCAGCGUCGCCGAGCUCAAGGAGCUCUUCAAGCGAGAGGACACAAUCUGCGACACGCACGACAGGCUGAAGUGCGCGCGCUGCGUGAACGGCGUGCAGUUCCGCGGGCCUCCCGAGGACGCCACGUGCAACUCGGACCUGUCGCAGUGGCACCACGCGGCCGCGGCCGGCCGCCGCCACGUGCCCGACCCGCUGCUGCGCGCCGCUUGGGACGCCGGUGUGCACUUCGUGUUCCACCAGCGCAGCCACGAGCAGCUGGUCACGCCCUGACCGGGCCGGCACGGGACGGGGUCGGCCAGCGGGACCGGAGCUGGGGCCGUGUCCGGUGCUGGGCUCGUGACCUGGAGGGUGACCACGUCAGAUGGCGCCGAUGGGGCUGCGACCGGUGCGACGGCGGUGACACGGUGCCUCGGCGAUUGGGCCGGCGUGGGCCUCACAGCUCGCCAAGAAUUUCUUUUGGUGACUUUGUUAUGUAAAGACAUGUGGUCCGGGGCGACCACAGUACCCCUCAGCCUGUACCGCGGCAGUUGUGGUCAUGACCCCGGACUGUGUUGGUCGGCUCAGAGAUCCUGUUCCCGUGAUCAUGUUGACGGAGACUGCGCUAGUGGUGAUGCUGCCACCUAUGGGUCGGUGCGACUCAGGGCGGCUUGGUAUUGCCAGGAGGGUAUUAUGGUGGGCGUGCCUUGCGGCGCACGGUGCCCCACGCAGUUGAGUAUUCCAACGUCUCAUCGCCGACGCGACAAGCAGCAUUAAUGGACGGGCAUGAUGUCGAGAUAAACGGCAUGAGCUCUCUGCUGUGCACAGGUGUUGUGCCGUUUGCGUCCUUGUUUCAGCAGUUAUUGCGCUUAUGCGCUUUGCACUUUCCGAUGUGGAUGAGCAUUUUGUGAGCGAUCUCUGUACCUUCAGAAGGGUUGGAUCUUCCCGCAUGGUCUGGAUACACCGUGAUAAUAAAUAAAU